Molecule: messenger RNA, 3100 nt
Organism: Corticium candelabrum
Lineage: Eukaryota; Metazoa; Porifera; Homoscleromorpha; Homosclerophorida; Plakinidae
Product: coatomer subunit beta-like
Exons: 27
Coding region: 28-2901 (957 amino acids)
Biological process (GO): intracellular protein transport; endoplasmic reticulum to Golgi vesicle-mediated transport; intra-Golgi vesicle-mediated transport
Cellular component (GO): COPI vesicle coat; cytoplasm
Molecular function (GO): structural molecule activity
Source: RefSeq, a predicted model, not a curated record
CACGUGUCACCUUACCGUUCUGAAAUAAUGGCACUCGCUGAACAGGCGUGUUACACGCUAAUCAACAUUCCCGACGACGGCGAACCUCCGACCGAGCAGUCCUUGAAGCAAGACUUUCAAAAAGGAAGUGUUAAAACAAGAGUAAAGGCUUUGAAGAAGACCAUCCAGAUGAUUUUGAAUGGAGAGAAGCUGCCAAGUCUACUGAUGCCAAUCAUUCAGUAUGCCCUUCCUAUGGACGAUCACACGUUGAAGAAACUGCUGCUGAUAUACUUCGAGAUUGUUCCGAAAACUCAAGUCGACGGCAAGUUGUUGCACGAAAUGAUUCUCGUGUGUGAUGCGUACCGCAAAGAUCUUCAGCAUCCAAACGAGUAUGUGAGAGGCUCGACGUUAAGAUUUUUGUGCAAGUUGAAGGAGCCGGAGUUAUUGGAGCCACUCAUGCCGGCCAUUAAAGGCUGCUUGGAACACCGUCAUGCUUAUGUUAGGAGAAACGCAGUUUUAGCGAUAUACACGAUAUACAAGAGUUUUGACUUUUUGAUAUCGGAAGCUCCCGAGCUGAUGCAAGACUUUUUGGAGAAGGAGCAAGAUGCCUCGUGCAAACGAAACGCUUUUAUGAUGCUUAUCCAUGUUGACCAGGAAAGGGCGUUGGAUUAUCUCUCGACUUGUAUUGACCAGGUGCACACGUUUGGUGACAUUCUGCAGCUUGUGAUUGUUGAGCUUGUUUACAAGGUUUGCUUUGCUAAUCCUUUGGAGAGGGCUCGUUUCAUACGCUGCAUCUACAACUUGCUUAACUCUUCAUCUGCUGCUGUUCGGUAUGAAGCAGCCGGGACACUAGUCACGUUGUCGUCGGCUCCUACAGCUGUGAAAGCUGCUGCAUCAUGCUACAUUGAUCUCAUUGUGAAGGAGAGUGACAAUAAUGUGAAAUUAAUUGUGUUGGACAGGCUUCUUGGUCUCAAAGAGAAUCCCAUACAUGAAAGAGUGUUGCAGGACCUUGUGAUGGACAUUGUUCGUGUGCUGUCUUCUCCUGAUCUUGAAGUGAGGAAGAAAUGUCUGGACUUGGUGCUGGAUCUUGUCUCAUCAAGGAAUGUGGACGAGGUGGUGCUUGUUCUCAAGAAAGAAGUGACCAAUACCAUGAAUGUGACUGGUCAAGAUGACGUUGGCAACUACAGACAGCUUCUUGUGCGAACUCUCCACUCAUGCAGUAUCAAAUUUCCUGAUGUUGCUCCAACUAUCAUACCCGUUUUGCUUGAGUUUCUCAGUGAUACGAAUGAAGAUGCUGCUGCUGAUGUGCUCGUGUUUGUCCGUGAAGCAAUACAAUGCUAUGACUCUCUGAAGCCGACAGUUCUUAGUAAACUGUUGGACGAAUUCCAUAGAAUCAAAUCUGUGAGAAUCCUUCGGGCUGCAUUGUGGAUUCUGGGUGAAUACUGUGUUACUCUUCCUGACAUUCGUCAUGUUAUGGAUGAGGUCAAGAAGUCACUGGGAGAGAUUCCUAUUGUUGAUUCUGAGUUGAGGAAGGCUGCUGGUGAGGAGAAAGAAGGUGAGGCUCCUAUUAGCCCAACUGGUACUUCAUCUCGUACUCUGGUAACUGAUGAUGGGACAUAUGCAACCCAGAGUGCAUACACAGCUGCUACAUCAACCAAGAAAGAUGAAGAAAGGCCACCACUGCGUGGCUUUUUGCUUGAUGGGGAUUUCUUUGUUGCUGCUGCUCUUGGGACGACUCUUACUAAGCUUGCUCUACGGUUUAUGUCUCUCGUCACUGAUCCACAGAAGCAGAAUACUUUCUGUGCUGAUGCAAUGCUGGUCAUGGCAAGUGUUGUUCAUUUUGGAAAAUCUGGAUUGCCAAAAAAGGCUAUUACUGACGAUGACUUGGAUCGGCUGAUGUUGUGUAUCCGAGUGUUGUGUGAUCGAUCAGAUCUGAUGGUUGAAGUCUUCAACGAGCAAUGCAGAGACUCACUGUCUGCUAUGCUGACAGCCAGGCACCAAGAAAAGGCAACCGACAAUCUGCAACUCGAAGAUCGGAAGAAGUCUGCAAACAGCGAAGAAGCAGAUGACCCCAUUGUAUUUUCUCAACUAGUCGCUAAACAGGAUGGAGGAGUAUUAGAGAAUCAGUUUGAAGUGAGUCUUCUACAAGCUGUUGGAACAGCACCAAAGAAAGCAGAGACGGUCACAGCUAAGUCUCAACUCAGCAAGGUUCAUCAGCUUACUGGAUUUAGCGAUCCUGUCUAUGCUGAAGCAUACAUCCAUGUCAACCAGUUUGACAUUGUGUUGGAUGUGUUGGUUGUGAAUCAAACUGCCGACACUUUGCAAGGGUUAACAUUAGAACUGGCAACUCUUGGAGAUCUGAAAUUGGUGGAAAAGCCAUCAUCAUUGACUAUGGGUCCUCAUGACUUUUGCAACAUAAAGGCUUCUGUGAAGGUUGCCUCGACAGAAAAUGGAAUUAUAUUUGGCAACAUUGUGUAUGAUGUCUCUGGUGGUCAGUCGGAUCGUAACUGUGUUGUACUGAAUGACAUUCAUAUUGACAUCAUGGACUACAUUGUGCCUGCAAGAUGCACAGACACCGAGUUCCGAAAAAUGUGGGCUGAAUUUGAAUGGGAAAACAAGGUCACUGUCAAUACAAACAUUGCUAGCAUGUCUGACUAUCUCAAGCAUCUCCUGAAGUGUACAAACAUGAAUUGUCUCACACCCGAAAAGGCAUUGUCGGGCGACUGUGGCUUUAUGGCUGCCAAUUUGUAUGCAAGGAGUAUAUUUGGAGAAGACGCUCUUGCUAACUUGAGUAUCGAGAAACCAGCAGAUGGUGGAGCACAUGCCCCGGUCACUGGUCACAUCAGGAUUCGAGCAAAAAGCCAGGGUAUGGCAUUGAGCUUGGGCGACAAGAUCAAUUUGUCUCAGAAGGUGCAGAAGUGAUGGACUGUAGAAUUGUGUGCACUUUGUUUCUUGUGGAUUUCUGUGUAAAGACUUGUGUGUAUGUUUCUGGUGCGAUGAGGCUUGUUCACUGCUCAGAUGCGGUCAUUGCUAUACUGAAAGGCAAAAAGACACAGCAAAUAGCGUAGAGAGAUCGCAGAAACGUGUGAUUGCCAACAUAUUAUAUGUUUCCUCAUCAGCA